Oncorhynchus gorbuscha (pink salmon) is the source of this 4404-nucleotide messenger RNA. It is a transcript of the gene minpp1b, whose product is annotated as multiple inositol-polyphosphate phosphatase 1b. NCBI's taxonomy places the organism in Eukaryota, Metazoa, Chordata, Actinopteri, Salmoniformes, Salmonidae. The transcript has 5 exons. The record is from RefSeq and is a predicted model, not a curated record. Bases 246 to 1631 code for a protein of 461 amino acids. Gene Ontology annotation, molecular function: acid phosphatase activity; inositol phosphate phosphatase activity.
GCCAAGCGGAUGCCUCAGAUGGAUACAUCUGGUUCAACAUUGUGGAUUUAGUGUGGGCCUCGUAAGCACACGAAAACGCAGCGAUAUAUUACGGUUGGCCUGCUGGUGGAGCUCCGUUUUUUGUGUUCAAAGUUUGCAGCGAAACAAACAACAACAACAACAAAGCAGGAAGCUAUGCAAUAGCUUAGCUAACUUAGUUUAGUCGUUAAAUAAUCAAUUGUUCCUACCUCAACUAAUUUGACGAAAUGACAACUGCGUUAUCUAAACAAAGUUUGUUGUUCAUUACAUUUAGUCUUGCUUUGACCAGGUUUUCAUACUGCUCCGUUGCAAAUGCUAACGUCAAUUCAAACAUACCUGCGAUUGCAAAUCAUUUUGGAACGAAAGGCAGAUAUGAGGAGGUUAACCGUUAUCUCAUUAAUGACAUUCUCUCGGUAAACAAAAACAAAUCCAUUUUAAAACCAGGAUGUACCAAUAGCACGGCUUUUCAUGUGACCGCCAUUAUUCGGCAUGGUACACGAUAUCCGUCGACCAAAAAUAUAAAAAUGAUGCAACGGCUUUACGACCUUGUUCUAAACGAGGCAAUGAAUACUGAUAAAUGGCUGAAGGAUAUCAAAACCAAGUGGGAAAUGUGGUACACCGACGACAUGGAUGGAAAGCUUGUGGAGAAGGGGCGAGAUGACCAUAGGCAUCUGGCUGUCAGGUUGGCAACAUUGUUUCCAUCUCUGAUAUCCGAGGAAAACCUCAGAGCCCACCGUAUCCGUUUCAUCACUAGCUCUAAACACAGAUGCGUGGACAGCAUUGUAGCAUUUCAAGAGGGCCUGCUCAACCUUUGGAACGUGACAGAAGUUGGACCCAGCCACAAAAUCAACGAUGGGUUGAUGAGAUUCUUUGACCAGUGUCAGAAAUUUGUUGAAGACGUAGAGAACAACCAAACUGCCCUGGAAGAGGUCCACCUCUUCAAGGCCUCAGCAGAAAUGAAAAGAGUGCAGAUGAAGAUGGCUGACCAGCUGCAAGUGCCAUACAAUCGCAUCACACCAGAUCUGGUGGAGGCUGCAUUCUUCCUGUGCUCAUAUGAGUUUGCCAUCAAAUCUUUGAACUCCGCCUGGUGCAACCUGUUUGAUGAGACUGAUGCCCAAGUGCUGGAGUACAAAAAUGACCUGAAACAGUACUGGAAGAGGGGCUAUGGUCAUGAUAUCAACCGCAAGUCCAGUUGCAAUCUCUUUCAUGACUUGUUCAAUCGUCUUGAUCAGGCUGCUCGUGAGAUCAGGUUUGGGCAUGUAUCUGAGGCUGUGACCAUCCAGGUGGGUCAUGCCGAGACCCUCCUGCCCCUGUUGGCCCUCAUGGGCUUCUUCAGAGACGAGACGGCCCUGACUGCUGACAACUUUGACGUGCAAAAUGGCCGCACCUUCCGUACCAGCCGCAUUGUGCCUUAUGCAGCCAACCUGCUCUUUGUGCUAUAUGACUGCAGCGAAGGACUCCGGCUACAGUUCCUCCUCAACGAGACACCUCAGAACUUCCCCAACAUAAUGCACCAGGCUCCACUCUACGAUACGGUCAGAGAGACCUACAGAGAGCUGCUGCACGGCUGCAAUUUUGAAAAAGAGUGCGAGCUGCCCCGACCCAGCUCCUGAGUUGUGAGCUUGGGGCAUAUGAACGUAAAGGGCUCGGAGGAUUUCAAAUGUCUGUGUCAUGCAAGAGAGGGGUUUUGGCCAAAGCAGUUUCUUUAUUAAUGGUCUAGCUUUUUUGAAGUAAUUCAAGUCAGAGGUUUUACAGAUAUACAGGUUUCACAGAUAGAGUUUACAGGUACACACUUUGUUUUAGGUGUUACUUUUUUUCCCUUUACCUUUUAUUUAACAAGGCAAGUCAGUUAAGAACAAAUUCUUACUUUCAAUGACUGUCUAGGAACUGCCUUGUUCAGGGGCAGAACAACAGAUUUUUACCUUGUCAGCUCGGGGAUUCGAUCUUCCAACCUUUCAGUUACUAGUCCAACGCUCUGACCACUAGGCUACCUGACUUUAGCAUAUGAGUUAUGAUUGCUUUCUUUUCCAGGGUCAGAAUCCAGGGUCUUCAUUGAGCACUCUUUUUAGAGGCGUGGGAGCUUUAUAUUUAUGUAAUUUCACGAUUUUGUAUUGAUUUAUAUUAUAACAUAUUUUUUUAUGCAUACUGCCUUUGUUUGCAGUAUGCAUUUUCCAAAAGCAGAAAGAAACACCUUGUAAAAUGGUAUGUCUGCCACUGGAUACAGUGAGCUAUUUAAGUAUUAGGACAUUGACAUUUUUGUUGUUUUGUCUCUGUUCUCCAGCACUUUGGAUUUUAACUCAUACAAUGAUUGAGGUUAAAAGUGUAGACUGUUAGCUUUAAUUUGACAGUAUUUUCAUCCAUAUCAGGUGAAGUGUUUAGAAAUUACAGCACUUUUGGGGGGGGGUUUGGACUUGAAGUGAUUCAAUGACUGAGGUUUGUGUGGACUGUCAGAUUUUAAUUAGGGUAUUUUCAUCCAUAUCAGGUGAACCAUUUUAGAAAUUGUUCAUAAACACUUCUACAAAUGAUAACCUCCCCUGUUUUAUUGUAAUGGGGGGGUUAGCAUGUCUUGGGUAUGAUAUUUGUGCUUCUGUCUCACUCAUUGUUUUUCAAGAUUCAUUCAGGACUAUCCAUUGUCAUGGUAGCAUCCACAUUCAUGUGGAAGUGUUUACAAACAUAUUCUAUUAUUUACAAUAAGUGUCUCCAAAUUCAAACAAUUCCAAAUGUAACAUUCAUUUCUAUUGGGCACAAAAUAAUCUGAAACACAACCAAACAGAAAAUGCAUUCAACAGGUUUGUAGAGUCACAAGCUUGAUGUAAUUAUUGCACAAGCAAUUUGCUACACUUGCAAUAACAUCUGCUAACCAUGUGUAUGUGACCAAUAAAAUUUGAUUUGAUCAUUGCAUGCUUGGAAUAUGAGACCAAAUACUAAACCUUUUGACUACUUUAAUAUGCAUAAGUGAAUUUGUGCUAAUACUUUUGGUCUCCUAAAAUGGGGGGGGACUAAGUUUUAAAAAUUUAAUAAAAAUGUAAGUGCUGUAAUUUCUAAAUGGUUCACCAGAUAUGGAUGAAAAAAUACCCUGAAAAUUAAAAAUGACAGUCUCCACUUUAACCUCACUUAUUGUAUCAAAACGUGUCACUAACCAGGUUUCCAUCCAACCUUUUUAUGCAAGUAAAGUACAUGUCGGAUAAAACAUGUAAUGACAGGCCUGAUGGAGACAGCAUGUUUAGGUAAACUUAACAAAUGUCGACCAAACAAAAUACCCUAGACAAGGUGGGAUAUUUUUGUGCCGGUAAAAUUCUUUAUACGAGAAAAGUCGGUGGAAACCCUUUUAUGCGCAAAUAUUGAUAUAAUAACCAUAUCGAAGAUAAUUUGGGAGUCACGCGACGACGUUGUGUGGUCCUCCCACUAAGACUACGGUAAAGCAUGCAGUUUAUUAGGCUACAGAUGAAUACAUUAUGGACUUCACUGGGUGACGAAAAUGCAAGGCGAUGAGCUUGAUGCACCUUUCCAAUAAAUGUCGAGGGUCUUAUUCUGGUGACAUAAUCUAUUCUUUACUGUUGUUUGACAAAUACAAAAUGAUCUAUUUUGUUAAUAAUAGUACUCUCAACAUGUGUGCUAUAGUGCGUUCUAGCCAACACCGUGAAGCACGUUCCAAUACUGGGUACACUCGCAUUGUUUUGGUAAGAACCACCAGUAGAGUUGAAAAUGCGACGGUAACCCAUUUAACGUAUUUUUUUUUAUUUGUUACGUGGCAAUUUAACGCAAAAUGUAUUUUAUGUGCACUACGUCAUCACGCACAGCCAUUUAUAUGUAACAAGUCAAUUUGAUAAACACAACUGGAGGGAAAAGGCGCUUUUUUGUUUUUAUGUGGAUUUUAGAAUAUUCUCAUCUGUCGUCAAUUGGAUGGAAACCUUGAUUACUGUCCCAAUACUGUUGAAGCUCACUGUAUAUGCAUUGGGUUGGGUUUCCUUGCUGAAAAUGACCCUUUGCAAUGUUGUUUUUUUUGCUCAAUAAUAUGAGUAUUUGUGUGGGCUGAUUUAUAUUUAUACUCAUUUUUUGAAACAUUUAUUCCAAAAUUGCCCUUUUUUUGUUUCAAACAUUAUUGGGACUGCUUUGUGAACAAUACGUUUUUAAAUUAGGGGUUACUUUACCGGAGUUAUUUUACUUAUUUUCUACAUUGUCAUAUGAUUUGCGUUGAAAUAUUUAAGAUGAAAGUAAAUGCCUUGAGUUUUUCUUUUGUUUUCUUUUGACAUGUUUUAUUCUGCAUCAAAUACAAAUUUAGCAACCAAUUUCAAAAUCAGUAAAUUGUCUACUAACGUUCAAAUGUUCCAUGACAAACAGUGAUUAUUUGUAAAUGAAAAUACAAUUAUAAAUCUUCAAAUGCCA